Messenger RNA from Galleria mellonella (greater wax moth), 2034 nucleotides. RefSeq names its product ras-related protein Rab-8A (gene RabX4). The record is from RefSeq and is a predicted model, not a curated record. Lineage: Eukaryota; Metazoa; Arthropoda; Insecta; Lepidoptera; Pyralidae. Gene Ontology annotation, molecular function: GTPase activity; GTP binding. The transcript has 5 exons. The coding region runs from base 132 to 746 and encodes 204 amino acids.
UUUACUUGUUGCAAGACAACAGGGGCGAACCCACGCCUGCGCAGUUACCCUCAUCGAUUUUUCUCACUUUGACAGUUACACCGAUGUUUUGAGCCAACACUCGCGUUCUAGACAACAAAGUAAACAAAAAAAUGGCUUUAGAUUUUUCUGCUACGUAUAAGCUUUUAGUUUUAGGCGAUUCAAAUGUAGGGAAAACGUGCAUUGUGCAUAGAUAUUGCGACGAGAGAUAUUACGAUAUUUACAUAUCCACAAUAGGCAUAGACUUCAAACAAAAGAUCAUAAAUCUCGACGGCGUACCGAUCAAGCUCCAGAUAUGGGAUACGGCAGGCCAAGAGAGGUUCCGUACAUUAACCACUGCUUACUACAGAGGUGCUAUGGGGAUUAUCCUCAUGUAUGAUAUCACAAAUCUCGAAUCAUUCAACCAUUUGUCUUAUUGGCUGAGAAACAUUCAAGAGUAUGCUUCUCCAGAUGUCAUCAAAGUAUUAGUUGGCAAUAAAUGUGAUGUUCACGAGAAUCAUCGUGCUGUUCCCAAAGAAAGGGGCCAAAAGAUAGCCGACGAUUUCGAUAUGCCCUUCUUCGAAGUAUCGUGUAAAAGCAACAUAAAUAUUGAGGAAGCAUUUUUGACGUUAGCAAGGAAAAUUAGAGAAUAUAGAGAGACUAAGGCGGAUGCUUUCGAAUUCAAGGAGAGGGACGACGUGAUUAAACCAUCGAAAUCCGAAACGGACGUGUCAAAAUGUAGCUGUUAGUUAGUAUUAGAUUAAUUCAUUACCAAUGGAUCUGUGUACAUUCCAACAGGCAUAUUGUAUUCAUAUAGUGCAUGAUACUAGUACAGAUAAGCCUGUUGUAAUUGUACUAGGUUUGUAGUACGUGUGUGUAACCCGCGUAGAUAACAACUGUAAAAUAGUUCUAGAAAUUGGGUUUCUAUCCUGGUAUUCAGACGGAUAAAACUCGUCUGCAUCAGUGUCCUAUUUGAGUUUCUUCAGUCAAGCAAUCGUGUUUGCAUGGAUAUGUUUCAAUUUAAUGUAUGGAACAUAGUGAUGAAAUUACAACUUAGUUCUCAGGAUAACUAAGUACUGUGGUAACACAGUGCUGUCUGUGACCUACAUGGUGCUGUUCAUGAUUAUGGGUGAUGGUUAUUACUGUUCUUCAGGUGGACCUAAUUAUUUUUUUGCCUGAUUAUAUAAAUAUUCUAAUAUGUUAUAUUUAAAUGUGAUUAUAUAUAAUAUAAUAUAAUAUAGUCAUAUUUAAUUAAUAAUAGAAUUGAGUUCCUGGAUUCUAUAAAUGAGGUUAGUUAAUGAUUUAUAUCAGCAUUAGCUAUAUGUACACAUAAUAAUCUGUUUUUGUAUAAAAAAAUAGUGUCAUCAUACUCGUAUUAAAAUAAUAGUAGGUAAAAUAAACAAUAAAUCAGUUUUUUUUUGUAAUUAUUAGUUGAAUAACAAAGGUCUACAAAAGAAUAUUAAUGUUGUUUAAUAGUAAUGCUCUGCAAAGAAAAAUAGAUUGUAAGUUAUACCAGGAUUACUUGAUUGUAUCUACUCGAGUUACACGUACACAAGCAAAUCAUGCGUCGUGUAACAGCUGCAUCUCCAAAGCAAGUGACUGUGUUACUGAAUCUCUACAGUAACUUGUUUGAGGAAUUUAUAUCGAAAGACAGGGGCAUAAAGCCACAUGGUUCAUGGUGUACAAUCUUAGCGGAUGUAGCCCCUGCUUAGUAAUCUAGUACUAGCUUCACGCAUAUUCUGUGUGCUAUCUUGCGUGUAACAACUGUCGCAAUUUCCGAACGCACUGCAAUUGUGGUACAUUAUACUUGAUCCAAUAUAAAAAAAAAAAUGUUUAACUAAAAGAACAAUCGUUUGUACCAAUUGUCUGGCCUUAGCAUAUUUCUCAGGAAUGGUAACAUAGAUACAGAAUGACUAAACUUUUUUACAGGUAGCGUCCUUUUCGGUGACGAAAUUCCAAAAUUGCUACUAAUUACUCUUUAAGAUAUUUUUUUAAAAAACAAUCUGGUAAUCUUUUUAAUCUAUCUUAAGUUAAUAA